AUGAAGGUGAAAGAGUCAUAUAGUAAACAUCACAGAACCCACACAAGAGUGAAACCGUAUACGUGCAUACAAUGUGGGAAGAGCUUCAGUUCGAGUAGAUACCUGUGUUUACAUGAAAGAACACACACAGAGAUGAAAGCAUAUCAAUGCUUGGAAUGUGGGGGGAGAUUUAGUCAGUGUGGGCAACUACGUUCACAUCAAAUAAUCCACACUGGAGAGAAACCACAUCUGUGUAUGGUAUGUGGAAAGAGCUUCAGUCGGAGCAGUAGCCUUCGUUCACAUCAAACAACACACACAGGGGACAAACCAUAUACAUGCCCUGAAUGUGGAAAGAGCUUCAGUUCGAGGUGGUACCUACCAUCACAUCAAAGGACCCACACAGGAGAGAAACCAUAUACGUGCCUUGAAUGUGGAAAGAGCUUCAGUCAGAGGGGGUGCCUACAAUUACAUCAAAGGACCCAUACAGGGGAGAAACCAUACAAGUGCACGGAAUGUGGGAAGAACUUCAGUGACAGUGGAUAUCUACAGCGACAUCAAAGGAUUCAUACAGGGGAGAAACCAUAUAUGUGCAUGGAAUGUGGGAAGAGCUUCCAGCAGAGUGAACAUCUACAGCGACAUCAAAGAAUCCACACAGGGGAGAAACCAUAUAUGUGCAUGGAAUGUGGAAAGAGCUUCAAUCACAACGGAAAUCUGCGUUGCCAUCAAAGGACCCACAGGGAGAGAAACCACAUCAGUGCAUUGAAUGUGGAAAGAGUUUCCGUCACAGGAGUAGCCUUCAGCCACAUCAAAGAAAUCACACAGGAACACGAAAUGCAUGGAAUAUAGAAAGACCUUCAUUUGCCUCGCAGAAGACAACACUCACAGAAUGCAAAGUAUACAAUGACUGGACUUCAUUUCUGUAAGGA
Molecule: messenger RNA, 905 nt
Organism: Pogona vitticeps (central bearded dragon)
Lineage: Eukaryota; Metazoa; Chordata; Lepidosauria; Squamata; Agamidae
Source: RefSeq, a predicted model, not a curated record